Ostrinia furnacalis (Asian corn borer) is the source of this 1376-nucleotide messenger RNA. Its product is annotated as Cyclin-dependent kinase 1. The transcript has 8 exons. Gene Ontology annotation, biological process: protein phosphorylation. The record is from RefSeq and is a predicted model, not a curated record. Lineage: Eukaryota; Metazoa; Arthropoda; Insecta; Lepidoptera; Crambidae. The annotation marks the transcript as partial. Gene Ontology annotation, molecular function: protein kinase activity; ATP binding.
UUAGAAAAAUCAAAAAUGGCGUUCUGUACAGCUGUGGGUUGCGCAAUUUUAUUGUAAAAUGUGCAUGAAAUUUACACGGAAUACUAAGUUUUAAGUGCAAAAAAUAUUCUAGAUAGUGGACAUGUUAUUUUUACUCAGUUUAUAGUUUAAAUUUCCCGUAGUGUAUUGUUAUAUUUAACAUAGUGCGAAUCUGUCGUGGACCGUGUAUUUUUUGUGUUGUGGUGAUGUAUGAAAAUGAUAAAUAAUGAAACGGAAAAUAACACGGCUGUGUAAAUAAUGUAUCUAUAAUGGGCUUGUUAUGGGUAGUGUUUUUCGUGGCCUUGACUGGCUCACAUUUUGGAUAUGGAUUACCAAUUGGACCAACGCCGCAAACCUACCCUUACGAUGGAAGCGAAGCGUCAGCGCCCUUGGGCUGGGGCGGGCCGGGCGGCGCAUACGCGGCGGUGCCGGCGCUGGCGCUGCUGAUCGCCGCGGUCGGCCUGCUGCUCGGCUGCACGUGGUGCUACAGGCAUAAGGACUGCAAGCCAAACCAAGGAGAGGACAAUCAGUUGUUCACGGGGACUGUCACUCACCACCUCCAUGAAGUCCGGCGCUCCAACCCGCCCGACUCAGGCUUCUCGGAGCCUGUCAACAACAACAUCAGCGAGGACAACAACAAUGGCCCAAUCUCGCUGCGGGAGAUGCAGAACAUUGCCAACAACAACGCGACAGCGUACAUUGUCAGCGAGAAUGAGGAGCGGAACAGAAUCAGUCGAGAGUCUGUUGUUGAGUUCGAACCGCUGCCGACGGGGAUACGAGUGGCGGACCCUCUGGAGCCUUAUGCGGACUGGUUCGGUGGAGAAGAUUUCUCUAGAAACCGAUUGCAGUACCUAAGGGAAAUAGGGCGAGGAUGGUUUGGCAGGGUAGUAGAAGGCGAGAUAGAAGACAAUGGUUCGACGAGUACAGUCGCGGUCAAAAUACUCAACCAGAACGCGUCCUUGGAAGACAAGGCGCGAUUCCUGGAAGAGGCGCGAGUGUACCGCGACGUGAGCCACGAGAACAUACUCGCGUUCGUCGACAAGUGCUUGCAGGAGGACCCCUGGAUACUGAUAUUCGAGUUCUGUUCUGUGGAUCUGCAACAGUAUCUGAUAGUGAACCGGCACAAGAUGGCGUCGCUGAACGAGGGCGGCGUCCCGCUCCGGCUGAUGUGCGACGUGGCCUCUGCGCUCGCGCAUCUCCACUCCAGAGGACACCUAUACGGCACCAUCUGGAGCGGGUCUGUGCUAGUGCGCGGCGAAGGCGAGGCCGCGCGCGCCGUGCUGGGCCGCUACGCGCCCGCGCCGCCGCCGCCCGACCUGCAGCCGCCUGAGGCUAGCCGCCCGGCUUUUGUGCACACG